AUGUCAGCAAAGCCCGUCUCCUACGAUUCACACCCGCCUCACGGCCACCCUGAGAACCAGGGCCCCAGCACUCAGAACGUCGACCGCGCAUCUACUGCUUCGCAUCCUCCCUCGACCAAGCCCGACCCCACCACCACGGCACCUCACCCCAAGCUGAACCCUCAUGGCGCCAAAGGAAGCGAGCCCUCCUCCUCUUCCUCCGGUCCCGCCGAACUCUCCGAUCUUAAAGUAAGACUGAGAAAUGCUCUGCGACAAUACCCCGACUUCCCCUCCAAGGGCAUUCUCUUCGAGGACAUUAUGCCCAUCUUCUCCUCGCCAAAGCUCCACGCAGACCUCGUCAAGGCUCUCGAGCUCGAGGUUCGCGCAAAGUUCGACAAGACCCCCGACGUCAUUGUUGGUCUCGAGUCGCGCGGUUUCUUGUUUGGUCCUUCGCUUGCUCUUCGUCUUGAUGCUGGUUUCGUUCCCGUCAGAAAGCAGGGCAAGCUUCCCGGCAAGCUCGAGACUGAGGGCUACGAGAAGGAGUACGGCACCGACUUUUUCCAGAUCCAGAGCGACGCUAUCGCCAAGGGUCAGACUGUCCUUGUUGUUGACGACAUCAUGGCCACUGGCGGCUCCGCAAUGGCUGCUGGAAACCUUGUCAAGAAGAUUGGUGGUGACAUCAUGGGCUACCUCUUCCUCAUGGAGCUCGAGUUCUUGCACGGAAGAGACAAGCUCAAUGCUCCCGUCGUUACUCUGCUCAGCGGUCAGGACGCCGAGAGCCGUGAGAAGGAGCUGCCCCUUGGCCAGACCAAGGAGUCUGCCGAGGAUGUCAAGAGCGUGCAAGAUGCCGGUGGUGCUGCUGCCAGCAAGCAGCCAUAG
Messenger RNA from Aureobasidium melanogenum CBS 110374, 858 nucleotides. RefSeq names its product adenine phosphoribosyltransferase. The record is from RefSeq and is a predicted model, not a curated record. The transcript has 2 exons. Gene Ontology annotation, cellular component: cytoplasm. Lineage: Eukaryota; Fungi; Ascomycota; Dothideomycetes; Dothideales; Saccotheciaceae. Gene Ontology annotation, biological process: AMP salvage; adenine salvage. The coding region runs from base 1 to 858 and encodes 285 amino acids. Gene Ontology annotation, molecular function: adenine binding; adenine phosphoribosyltransferase activity; AMP binding.